CUCAAGCAAUUGGAACCAUUGCAACGCACAUGGGAUGAGUGGACUAAAUCAAUGGAAAGCUUUCGUUACGUAGUUUCUGCCCUACCAGAUGAAACAGAUCCAGACAUGCGCACCCUUCUCACAGAGGAACGCGAUUCACUCCUCGCAUCGCUAUCCGAGACCUUAUCACAAACAUUUCCGCGUCUUCUCAUCCCUCCUUCUUCAACCACUCAAAUGUCUGCUAUCAUGGAGUUUAAGGCCGGGGCUGGCGGAGAUGAAGCUACGCUUUUUUUAGCAGAAUUGGUGCGCAUGUAUACGAGAGUGGCAACGGCAAGUGGUUUUUCGGUCGAGCUUGUCAGCUCGUCGGACACGGAUGGAUCUAGAGGCUCGGGUGGGGGGCUGAAAGAUGCUAUUUUGGAAGUCAAGGGUGAGGGUGCCUAUGACUUUCUGAGAUGGGAGAGUGGUGUACAUAGGGUGCAAAGGGUGCCCGCAACGGAGAGCCAAGGAAGAGUACACACUAGUACUGUGGCGUUGGUGGUCCUUCCAAGUUCUGAUGAGUCCAGCUCCACCGACACCAUGGACGACGUUGUGGAUCCCAAAGACGUGAGGGUGGAAGUGAUGAGGGCAAGGGGGGCUGGGGGGCAGCACGUCAAUCGUACGGAAUCUGCAGUGCGGCUGACUCACGAACCAACUGGUAUUACUGUGUCCAUGCAAGAUUCGCGAUCUCAACACCAAAAUCGGACGAAAGCUUGGCAGAUACUUAGAGCACGAUUGCUUGACAUCAAAAUACAAGAAACAUUACAGCAACAGCGUGACACUCGCAGGGAUCUCGUCAAGAGCUCGGAUCGGAGUCAGAAAAUUCGAACUUACAACUUCCCCAAUCACUUUUUUCAGGAUCGCCUGACCGACCAUCGAAUAGGUCACUCUCUCAAUAAUCUCCCGGAAGUAAUGGAAGGUGAACGUCUUACGGAGUUGAUCGCAGAACUCAAACGCAACCAGGAAAUGGCCAUGAUUGAGGACCUGCUGGAGAACAGUUAA
Cantharellus anzutake is the source of this 1017-nucleotide messenger RNA. Its product is annotated as release factor. Gene Ontology annotation, molecular function: translation release factor activity. Gene Ontology annotation, biological process: translational termination. The annotation marks the transcript as partial. The transcript has 6 exons. The record is from RefSeq and is a predicted model, not a curated record. NCBI's taxonomy places the organism in Eukaryota, Fungi, Basidiomycota, Agaricomycetes, Cantharellales, Hydnaceae.